Cylicocyclus nassatus is the source of this 1758-nucleotide messenger RNA. NCBI's taxonomy places the organism in Eukaryota, Metazoa, Nematoda, Chromadorea, Rhabditida, Strongylidae. The record is from the annotation of a GenBank genome assembly.
AUGGUUACUGAUUUCAGUCUCAUUGUCAAAUGGGACAAAUCCGAGCCGGUCAUUCUCGAAUUUGCAACUAUCAUUUGCAAAUUGGCAGCGAAACAGAGUUGGGUGGUGUGCAAUGGGAUUUCCGGACAGUUUAAAGAUGAAUUUUUCUACGUAUUCCGACGUAUGUCCGAUGAAAGCCCAUCCAGAAUUUGUGGUCUUUUGCUAAAUGAAUGCGCCGAUCCCGAUGAUAUCACAGAGGCAGGAUGGGAAGUUGAGUUGCCACCGAAACCUAGCCCUGAAUUGUUGGAGCUGAUUGAAGAACGGAGGCCAAAGCAUACGGUGAAAAAUGGCUCUAGUCGACAUCUUCGAGUUCUGCAGCUUUCUGAUUUACAUGUUGAUUUUGAGUAUGUGCCUGGUUCGGAGGCAGAUUGUGAUCUACCGGUCUGUUGCAGACAGGAAACUCAUCCUAGCAAAGCAGCUGGCUAUUGGGGAAUUGUUGGGAAAUGCGAUAUACCCUACCGAACAUUUGAAAAUAUGCUGCAGCAUAUCAAUGCUACGCAUGAGAUCGACUACAUAAUGAUGUCUGGAGAUUUCAUAAAUCACUUCGAUUGGUCAUAUAGUGUGGAAACUCACGUCGCAGCGCUAAAGAAUUUGAGUUCAUUGAUUCGUCAUUACUUUCCUGUGACCCCUACUUACUGGGCCAUUGGAAAUCAUGAGGGAGUGCCGGUCAAUAGCUUUGCCCCACAUUUCGUCGACGAACGCUUCUGGCCGAUAUGGCUCUACGAAGAAUUUGAGAAGAUGAGCUCUCCUUGGCUCACAUCGGAUGCGUCAAAAGCGGUGCUCUAUCGUGGAUCUUAUGCCGUACAAGUGACUGAAGGAUUGCGUUUAAUCUCUCUCAAUUCGGGAUUUUGUGAGACGACAAAUUUCUUUUUGUACUUGAACCAAAGUGAUCCUGACGGAACGAUGACAUGGUUUGUAGCUGAGCUGUUCAAGGCAGAAAUAGCCGGCGAUUCUGUACAUGUGCUUUCGCAUAUUCCCCCUGGCGAUGGAGAAUGCUUGGAAGGCUGGUCCCGCAACUACUAUAGAAUUGUUCAAAGAUUUGCAAACACUAUCACGGGACAAUUUUUCGGCCACGUUCACACCGACUACUUUACAGUUUUCUAUGAAGACAUGCACGAUACUUCAUCUACUCCUAUCGGGGUACUGUACGCGACGCCAAGUGCCACUACCUUUGCAAAUCUGAAUCCAGCGUACCGUAUCUAUGAAGUGGAUUACACUGAUAGAUUUAAAGUUGCGGACAUCAAGAAUUAUUAUGCCGACGUUUCGAAAGCUAACGAAACGCAUCCACCAAACUGGAAAAUGAUGUAUUCAGCGAAGGCUGAGUACAACUUACCAGAUUUAUCACCUGCAAGCUGGAAUAAAUUGAUCAAAUCCAUCUAUACACACAAAAAUGUGACGAAGAGAUUUGUCAGGAACGCCUUCAGAGUGAAGGAUCCCGAAUGUGAUGGACUUUGUCAAAGUGAAUUACUUUGUUCAUUGAGAAUGGGUCACCAUAACGCCUCUCUGUAUUGUCCGGAGAACAGAGUCCUGCCAAGAAUUUCAAAAAUCGAUUUUGAACGUAUCAUUUUUCCAAAAGGGAGCUGGCUGCCACCGGAACGGACACAAUGGGAUUUUUCGAAAUUUCAGGCAGUGAUCAAGAGAUAUCCCAAAUUGAUCCACAACUCCGCAUUCUCUCUCCGUGCAACCGUAAAAGGAAGGACUGGGAGUGGGUCUGCAUAG